CGAUUGAAAAUUUCGGCAGUCAGACAGUGUGAUAUUCUGUCUGUCGAACAAAGAAUAUCAAUCGUAGUAGAUAUUGUUGUUUUUUUUAUUAAUUAUUGCAAACGUGCUGAAAUUUUUCCUGAAUGAUUCAGCGUGACGGCUUGUUGCUAUCUGUUGGCGCGCCGAAGCACUGGAACGAGCGUCUUCACUGCCCUCACAACACGACAAAUAGCCUGCGAGGUUGAAAAACAAUAGCGCGAAUCGAUGACAAACAACUAGUGUAAUUUUCAAAAGGUUUCGACCGGUACAGCGUGGAAAGCGAUGUUUCUCUAACAGCUCCAUAUAUCCUGACUCAAGCGGACUGAAUCGCUGAGAUUAUUUGUGUUACUUUUUUUCGUUUUCUUGGACGCGUGUGUGAAAUAUUUUGGAAGAUGAAAGUGACCAUGGCAAGUUACGUCGAGGAUUUGGUAAAGUGCGGGUUUCUUGAAAUGAAGCUUCCGCGGAAACAGAGAAAGCUCACACACAAGAUUUGGAAAAGAAAAUGGUUUGUUCUGCGAAGGAAAUCUCCACGGGGACAACCUCGUUUAGAGUAUUAUCUAACAGAGAAAGCAUGCUCUGAGGGUAGACAUCGUACAAGUAUUUCACUGGAAGAUUUAACAUCUGUCUCGCAUGCUCAUUCAAGGACACAUAAUCACAGUUUUUUACUCGUGGGUAUGGAAAUCAAACUUUUUCUGAGUGCGGAUACUGAAAAAGAGUCACUUGAGUGGAUUCAGCUUAUUAAAGAACUUGUACUCCCAGAACCAAAGCUGUACCCCUCUGUUCAAGCUGGUGACAUUUAUGGGCUUCAUGAAGUAAAUGUAAUUCCUACAGAGGAUUCUGAUAGACUUGAACUUACAGGAAACUAUCUUAUGACAGUUCGUAAGGAAUACUUAUGCCUUCAUAGCGCAAAAACAGGAGAAAGAGUUUUAGAAUGGGAACUAGAUCAUCUUCCACGAUUUCGACUGCAAAGACUAUCACAUCUUCAAGAUUUAGACAAAGUUUUAACAUUUCAAGCGGGAAGGGGCUGUAAAACAGGCGAGGGACAUUUUCAAUUCCUGACCCAACGAGGGCGAGAAAUUUUGGACUGUGUGAAACUGCAAACUCAAAAGCUUGCCAAUAUGCGGCAACCUCUUCCCCACGAAAGACACAGAAGACCUUCAAUAGACUCUGUUCCCUGCACAAGAUCGUCUGAAAAUGAGACUGUGGAUAGUCUGACGAGCAACUCAUUUUCUUGAUAGUUAUUUCAUUGGAGCAUUUCAGCCAACUUUCGAUGUGAUGAUAUCGUUUGCGCUCCUCGCGUUCUCAAGAAAUCGACAGAUUUUGAGCACUGUUUGUUGCCUUUGUUUUCCUAAGGUGGACAGCGAAAUGUACCAAACAGAAAUAUUCAACGCACCCUCCGAGCUUGAAAGGCUCUUGUGGACAAUCGACAAAGGGACUGAGAACUAUUAUCGCCGAGAGGGGUCGGAGGAUUUUGGUUGUGUCACAAUGAAAUUUACCUGAUUCCCCCCUUAAGGCUCUGUAGUAUUCGAAUGAU
Molecule: messenger RNA, 1552 nt
Organism: Pocillopora damicornis (cauliflower coral)
Lineage: Eukaryota; Metazoa; Cnidaria; Anthozoa; Scleractinia; Pocilloporidae
Product: docking protein 6
Biological process (GO): cell surface receptor protein tyrosine kinase signaling pathway
Cellular component (GO): cytoplasm
Source: RefSeq, a predicted model, not a curated record